CACUAGUGCGGCGCAGUGCAACUACUGCAAUGGUUUGGGAGGCAGGAAGGAUCAUCACACGCAUGUUUAGGGCCACCACAUCGUUGAAGGGGAAAAAUGUCAAUGACUGAACCCUCGCCGCAUUCAGUAAUAAAUGGUUUUUUCAGGCGAUGCGUCGACGGAAUGCAGGAAGGAGGCGCAGACGUUGACGGAUUUAGGAAAAUUUCUUCAAGAGCGAAGGCCGAAGGACACCGUUAUUAUAGAGAUGGUGAUGGAUCAGAUUUCCCUGAUGGAGCAUUCAUGCAGAGCGUUGACUGUGAGGAUGAUUCUCACCUCCCAAGGAUCAUUAUCUGGCUACAAGCAACUUACAAAUUCUGUUCGGGAAAUAGUCGUGCUCAGGAUAUGCCUGUCCAGAAACAAAGAUCAGACACACACAGAGUCUGGCUUUUGCGACUCUUUCGUAUCAUGCUGCGUCGUUGGUCCGAAAAUCGAUCUUACUGGAUCGUCACAAUCGCGAUGGACAGUAACAAACGGCACACAAGAAGUGGAGCAAUCCUGACGAUGGCCCACUGAGCUUACUCUAUUGAGGGCGUGUGUGCUCAGCAAAAGUGUGCUGUGCCACGAUUCGUCUGGGCACGGCGUCGAUGCGCCGCAAGAUAGAGGCCUAACGGAAGCAGAUGGACACACCAACCUGAUGAACGGCUGUUCGGUCCCUAGACCCACCUGUCCUGUGAAGACGUGAUGAGACUGUAGGAG
This is a messenger RNA of Dissoconium aciculare CBS 342.82, 735 nucleotides long. RefSeq lists its product as uncharacterized. The transcript has a single exon. NCBI's taxonomy places the organism in Eukaryota, Fungi, Ascomycota, Dothideomycetes, Mycosphaerellales, Dissoconiaceae. The coding region runs from base 97 to 552 and encodes 151 amino acids. The record is from RefSeq and is a predicted model, not a curated record.